AAAAGGUAUAAUUCCGAUUUUGUCCUUUUAGAGAGAGAAAAAGGCCAAGGCGUUUUUUUCUUCUCUCGUUCCUCCAUUUUCUUCUACAGAGAGAGAGAGAGAGAUAUAUCAAAAUUCCAUUUUCUACAGAGAGAGAGAGAGAGGAACGAAAUUUAAUCAUCGAUCAAGUUGCGAAAAAUCCAUGAAUAAAACUAUGGAAUGGAAUGUGAAUCAAUGGGUUUGGUGAUGGUGAUGACCGCGAUCUUCGAUUCGAUUUGGUGAUUGAAAGAUUUGGAAGCUCAGAUUUCAAGCUCGGAUUUCUAAUUUUUGUUGGAUUAUCUAACCCAAAACCAAAAAAAAAAUGAACGGUGGUGACGAUGCCUCUUCCUCCUCCGCUACUAGUGGUCCUCCUCCGUCUUUAGAGUGGAGAUUCUCUCAGGUCUUCGGCGAGCGAACCGCCGGAGAAGAAGUUCAGGAAGUUGACAUCAUUUCAGCCAUCGAAUUUGAUAAAAGUGGAGACCAUCUUGCAACUGGUGACCGUGGGGGCCGAGUAGUUCUUUUCGAAAGGACAGAUACUAAAGAUCAUGGAGGGUCCAGGAAGGAUCUUGAGGAGACGGAUUACCCAGUUAGGCAUCCUGAGUUUAGAUAUAAAACAGAAUUUCAGAGUCAUGAGCCAGAGUUUGACUAUCUCAAGAGUUUGGAGAUAGAAGAGAAAAUCAACAAAAUCAGAUGGUGUCAGCCAGCAAAUGGUGCAUUGUUUCUGCUUUCCACAAACGAUAAAACCAUCAAAUAUUGGAAGGUACAAGAGAAGAAGAUCAAGAAAAUUAGUGAAAUGAAUAUUGAUCCGUCGAGAGAAGGAAGUUCAAGUAUCCCUCCUCAAUUAGUUACUAAUGGAUUACCUGCCAAUAAAGCACAUGGCUACCUGAGCAAUGAAUAUUCUUUCCCGCCAGGAGGCAUUCCAUCUCUGCGUUUGCCAGUGGUUACAAGCCAGGAGACCAACCUUGUGGCUAGAUGCCGACGAGUAUAUGCUCAUGCUCAUGAUUACCAUAUUAAUUCAAUCUCAAAUAGCAGCGAUGGAGAAACCUUUAUUUCGGCUGAUGAUCUGCGAGUAAAUCUCUGGAAUUUGGAAAUUAGCAACCAGAGUUUCAAUAUUGUUGAUGUUAAGCCCACAAACAUGGAGGACUUAACUGAGGUUAUUACAUCAGCUGAGUUUCAUCCUAUCCAUUGUAAUAUGCUCGCAUAUAGUAGUUCAAAAGGCUCAAUUCGUUUGAUUGAUAUGCGUCAAUCAGCUCUGUGUGAUUCUCAUACAAAAUUAUUUGAAGAACCGGAAGCACCUGGUUCAAGAUCAUUUUUCACAGAGAUAAUUGCCUCAAUUUCAGAUAUUAAAUUCUCAAAGGAUGGGAGAUACAUACUUAGUCGCGAUUACAUGACGCUCAAGCUGUGGGACAUAAACAUGGAUUCUGGUCCAGUUGCAUCUUACCAGGUUCAUGAACAUCUGAGACCCAGGCUAUGCGAUCUAUAUGAAAAUGACUCCAUCUUUGAUAAAUUUGAGUGUUGUCUGAGUGGCGAUGGAUUGAGGGUAGCAACAGGUUCUUACAGCAAUCUAUUCCGCGUAUUUGGAGCGUCUCAAGGUAGUACCGAAGCUGCAACUUUGGAAGCUAGCAAAAACCCGAUGAGGAGGCAAAUCCAGACACCUGCAAGACCUUCCAGAUCUAUAGGCAGUAUGACACGUGUGGUUAGACGAGGAUCAGAGAGUCCCGGAACAGAGGCAAAUGGGAACGCAUAUGAUUUCACAACUAAGUUGCUGCAUAUGGCAUGGCACCCAACAGAGAACUCAAUUGCUUGUGCAGCAGCAAACAGCUUGUACAUGUACUAUGCAUGAAUUGGAGAGAGAGAGAGAGAGAAGACAAACACAUGGAACCAGCUUGCUCCAAUUUAACUUUUCCAGGCUCUCUCUCUCUCUCAUUCUCUUUCUUUUUAACAACCAAAGUCAUGAUGUAACCAGAAAAGGUGUAGUAGUAACAUUGUUAUGCUGUGUCCAAGACCAAAGGCAGACCAGUCAUACCGCGACGAGUCAACGGAAGAAGCAACAGUAAUCUUUCAGGAGUUAGAAGGUAAAAAAGUAUUGGGUUGGGAAAAGAAAAGAAGAAGAGACCUUUUUUACCAGAAGAAGGGUUGUCUUUUUUUGAUAUAUCCGAACCACCCCUCCUACUUAGGUUGUCUUUUUUUGGGUUGCACAAGGAUACAUUUUAUUUUAUUUUCUUAUUAGUUUCGAUUCUAUUACUUUCUUUUCUUUCUUAAGAAACAGAUUAUGGUGUGUGGGAUUUUUUUAGUAUGAGACGAUUGGGAGGGAUGUGCUUCAAAAUUUGUUUAUUGAUUCUUUUGUCAUAUCUUCUUCUUCUUCUUCUUCUUGAACACCACAUACAUACGUGUGGCUUUUUUUUUGCUAUUUGUCUAUUUUUCAAUUGUAUUGUCAGACACCUCUUGUGUGUUUUCUUACUUUUACCCACAAUAAAAAGUAGUUUUCUCCUCAA
Molecule: messenger RNA, 2513 nt
Organism: Arabidopsis lyrata subsp. lyrata
Lineage: Eukaryota; Viridiplantae; Streptophyta; Magnoliopsida; Brassicales; Brassicaceae
Product: serine/threonine protein phosphatase 2A 55 kDa regulatory subunit B beta isoform
Exons: 14
Coding region: 341-1861 (506 amino acids)
Biological process (GO): peptidyl-serine dephosphorylation
Cellular component (GO): protein phosphatase type 2A complex; cytosol
Molecular function (GO): protein phosphatase regulator activity; protein binding
Source: RefSeq, a predicted model, not a curated record